Messenger RNA from Heteronotia binoei (common prickly gecko), 5563 nucleotides. It is a transcript of the gene CSF1R, whose product is annotated as colony stimulating factor 1 receptor. Gene Ontology annotation, biological process: multicellular organism development; osteoclast differentiation; cell surface receptor protein tyrosine kinase signaling pathway. Lineage: Eukaryota; Metazoa; Chordata; Lepidosauria; Squamata; Gekkonidae. Bases 794 to 3163 code for a protein of 789 amino acids. Gene Ontology annotation, molecular function: cytokine binding; macrophage colony-stimulating factor receptor activity; ATP binding. The record is from RefSeq and is a predicted model, not a curated record. The transcript has 22 exons. Gene Ontology annotation, cellular component: CSF1-CSF1R complex; signaling receptor complex.
ACUGGAGAAGACCCUGAUGCUGGGAAAGCCUGGCCCGCCCUGCAGAUAUUACUAAUUGGUCUCUUGACCUGCACAAUUUAUAUAAUCUUCAAGGCCAGAGAUAGGAGUGUAGUGAUUAGCUUCUCACAAGCAGCUGUGUACUUUGUGGUGAGUGAGAACUGGGAGUGAUGUGAUAAUGUUCUAGAGGCUUCUGAAAAUGUGUCCUGAUUGGAUGUCAUCAUUGCCUGAUAUUGCAGGGCCCAAAAACUAUAAUUGAGCUAAGACCCUGAAGAAGAGUGACUAGCUGGGAUUUUGACAGAGACUCAAGGCCUGAACUAGGACCUCCUGGAAUUGCAAUUGCUAGCAACAUAGAAGCACUUGGCCUUUGACUCUUGACUUUAAGGAGUCUAAAAAUACCAAAAUGACUGGGAGAAGUAUUCCAAAUCCACCUGUCUGAAUAUUUUACUGGAGAAGACAAAGUGGCCUGUUACCGGCUUUCUCCUGUCUUUUGAAAUGAUUUUUGCUACAGGAUCCAUCCUCCAGGAAUUUCCCAUGCUGGAGUUGCCAACUGUAUCUGCGUGCUUCUCCACUUCGACCGACCAGUUGAUCACCAGAAUAGCUACUCUACAGACACACAGAAAAGGAGAAGUUUCUUCUCCAAAGAAAGAGAGAGAGAGAGAACUACAGACAAUACAUGACUGAAGAAGGAUUAGCAGCAUUUUGCAUCUUGUCCAUCACUUUCCUACCAAAGAAGAUCCAUCCAGCUGUGGCACUGGCACUCUUCUACUAUCCCAGCACACCUAUCCUGUGCUGAAUGAUUACCUCCAUACCAGGAGUGAUGGGCCUGCCUUUGUUGAUGCUGCUGAUAGCAGCUGUUCUCUGGCACGAAGUCAAGCCUGUGUCUGUUACAAUCGGAAAGAAAUACUAUGUGAGAAUCCAGGGUGAACCAUUCAGUAUCACCUGCGAGCUAAGUUACCAUCUCAGCAAAUACGAUUGCAACUGGAGUUAUCCUCUUUCUCCAAAUGUCUAUGUCAAUGAAACCUAUGGGGCUGGUUAUAAAAAAUACACUACGUCACUGAAUCUGUACAUUCCAAAGGUGCAAUUAAGUAAUACUGGGGAAUAUAUUUGCUUUGGAAACUCUUCUGAAGGAUCAAGUAAUACUUCUGCCAUUCUUCAAGUGGUAGAGAGAGGCUUUGUUCAUUUGUCCAUCCUACAGAACACAAGCCAGGAGGUGAGUUUGACUGAAAGCCUGAAACUGCACAUACUCAUUGAUGCUUAUCACAGAGUUCACAACUGGACAUGGACAUAUACGAACCCAUCAGGUGGCUCCCAAAAUGCCACACUAAACAGCUGGAUGAGUUCUGAUCAUACCAGGAAUACACUCACGCUGAGCAAGUCGUGGGAAACAGUGAGUGGAAUGUACACAUUUUUUGCCGAGAAUGGUGAUGCCAAUGCCUCAGUUACUUUCAACAUCACUGAGAAAGUUCCACCUGAGGCCUACGUGGUGAACAAUAAUUCCACUAGCCUUUGGUGUGAAGCUGCUGGUUACCCAGCUCCACGUAUUGAGUGGUAUAAAUUGCCUCACCAUCACUCUGCACCCAGAUGCAGCCAAGAUGGAGAGCUGAUUAAGAAGGACCCAAGUCCACAGAUCAUUCAUGCAAUUCCCUUUGGAAAAGUGUCAGUGAAGAGUAUCCUUUUAGUUGAGGAGACUGAAGAUAACAUCACGUUUUGCUGCCUUGCAAUUAACAGUGAAGGAAAUGAUCCUAACUUCUACAAACCGCCAAGUAAAGUAAUCCAGAUGACCCCCACAAAUAUCUCCAAGACAUUGAUUGCCAGCUUUGUGGGAACAACGAUUUUUCUUCUUCUCUGUAUCAUCACCUUAUUCUACAAAUGCACAAAGAAACCAAAGUACGAAGUCCGCUGGAAGAUCAUUGAGUCCUCUGAAGGAAACAAUUACAUUUUUAUUGAUCCCACCCUGCUCCAUUAUAAUGAGAAAUGGGAGUUUCCCAGGAACAACUUGCAGUUUGGGAAGACGCUUGGAGCCGGAGCUUUUGGAGAGGUGGUUGAAGCCACUGCAUUUGGGCUCGGGAAAGAAGAUUCAGUCCUGAAGGUGGCUGUGAAAAUGCUGAAAUCAACAGCACAUGCUGAUGAGCAGGAAGCCCUCAUGUCAGAGCUGAAGAUCAUGAGCCAUUUGGGGCACCAUGAGAAUAUCGUCAACCUGCUGGGUGCAUGUACCCAUGGAGGUCCCAUCUUUGUCAUCACUGAGUAUUGUCCACAUGGGGACUUGCUCAAUUUCCUGCGAAAAGUAGCUGAGAAUCUCAUAAUCCAGGAUUUGACCGUGGACUCCUCUUUUGAUAGCACGGUGGCUGACUAUAAGAAUAUGUACCUUGGGAAGAAAUAUGUCCGAAGUGAUAGUGGAUUUGGAAGUCAAUGUAUAGGAGACAACUAUCUGGAAAUGAGACCUGUGGCAACAUCAGUCUCCAUGCCAGCAAAAGGACACAGCUCAGAUUCAGAAGAGGAAAAGGAGAACAAACCAGUUCUUGGCCUGCGUGAAUUGCUACGGUUCUCCAGCCAGGUGGCUCAGGGAAUGUCUUUUCUUGCUUCAAAAAAUUGCAUCCACCGAGAUUUGGCUGCAAGGAAUGUGCUAGUAGCUGAUGGACAAGUGGCAAAGAUCUGUGACUUCGGCCUGGCUAGAGACAUUAUGAAUGAUACAAAUUAUGUCGUCAAAGGCAAUGCUCGCCUGCCAGUGAAGUGGAUGGCACCAGAGAGUAUCUUUGAAUGUGUUUACACAGUACAAAGUGAUGUAUGGUCUUAUGGCAUCCUUCUCUGGGAGAUAUAUUCUCUAGGCAAGAGCCCCUAUCCUGGUAUGAAGGUGGACAGCAAGUUUUAUAGCCUGGUGAAACAGGGAUAUCAUAUGGCCAGGCCUGAUUUUGCUUCAGAUGACAUGUACAACAUCAUGAAAGCCUGCUGGAACUUGGAGCCCACUCAAAGGCCAACCUUCAUUGAAAUUUGUACUGUCAUUCAAAAACAGCUAGAUGCCAUCAAAGAACAGGACUAUACAAACUUGCCAAGGAACACAGAAAAUGACAGUGCCUGUGAGCCCACCAGCUUCUGUGAAGAAUCCUGUGAAGCCAGAGAAAGCAGGCAGCCCCUUCUGAGCAGCAACAAUUACCAGUUCUGUUAGAGACUGUCGUUCGCAAUCUUCAUGUCUGCUUGAGCACUGUUUCAGCUGGGAUGCAGGUCCUCCACAGGUCUCUCGGGGAUUUUCAUGUCUGAAAACUAGAUGCUUUCAUUCACAAGUCCCAGCCUGGGGCUGUAACAUGCAUUGGCAACAGACUCCAAGCCAUUCAUUUCCUCGUCCUUAACAUCUGGCAUAAUGGCUUCCCUCUUGCAUUUAGCUUAGCUUGAAAUAAACAGCUGUCAAGAGGGCAAUUGGUAUAGCCAAGCACCAACCUUGUAUGAAACCAUGCUUGCAUGAAUGGGAAUGGAGCCUGAAACUUUAAAGCCAAACAUUCCGCAUUUCAUAUGCACUUCACUGGCCCACAUUUUGUAAGUUCCAAGAGAUCAGAUGAAUGCCUUUCCCUAUCUUUAGAGAACUCUUUUUUCCACACAAACUAAUUGCCAGAAGUUGAUAAAAUCUCCUGCUGCAAAGAACCAACAACCUAUCCACUUUAUCUCUCAGACAGGAUUCUGCAGGGGGACAAAGAGAACAGGAAGAAUCAUGGUCAUUCACCAUUCCACAGUGACUUCCUAGACAAAAAAAUGAGCACAGACAGAACAAGAAGCAGUGCUUCAUCCACAAGUAUCUCUCAUUUAGAAUUACCAUGCAGAAUGCAUUAACCAAGUAAACAAAAAAAUGCAUGUUUGUAACUAUAGCUUUCAGUGAUACAACCAAUUAGUUAAGAUUUAUAUAUAAGCACACUUAUGAUUUGAGUAAUUACCGAUUUUGAAUGAACUAAGCCAAUUGAUCGUAGAUGAGAACUAAGGAAUAGCUAUAGUUUAUCAUUUGUUUAAUGGCUUGCAGUAGUUCAAGUAACUAAACUAUAAUCUAGGAGUAACUGCAACUCAACAUAAUGGAUUGCUUGCUAAAUCAUUAUAAUAUUUAGAAACUGAUUUAUAAACUUUUGACAAACUAGUACUUUAAGUUAAUGGAAAGAAUAAAAGGAUGCCUAUUCCAGGAUGUUUUGCCAUCUCAGAUACAAAGGAUGAAAAUCCAAAGAAUCUGAGAAUCACAGAAUCAUAGAGUUGGAAGGGUUCUCCAGGGUCAUGUAAUCCAACCCCCUGCACAAUGCAGGAAACUCACAAAUACCUCCGCCUAAAUUCACAGGAUGAGUUGGUACAUCACUUGAUUGAGUUGUGUUCUAUACCUUAUUCCUGGCAGCUAAAUGUGUGAACCAACUCGUUAAUUUCACGUGAUAUGAAGAAAUUUAAAACUCUCUCUACAGCUUCACUUUGUGACUUAGUCGUCAAAUUAUUACCCAUACUGGAUUCUAUUAAGGUGGUGACUGGAUGGUGUAAGCAGAAUUUAGCACUCAAAUUCAUAAGGACUUGAUGCACAACAAAAGCUGUACAUCAUCCCUCCCCGAAUACAUUUUUGUUUAGAGGAAAGGAGGCAUUCUGGAACAUUUGGGUACACCAUUACCCCUCAUCCAUGGAGUCAGGAAGUAGGGCUGAUCAUUCCAUCUCCAGAUGGGAGUACCCACCCUCUUGUUUUUCUUCUGGCCUCGCCUGUAAGAGUAAGCAAGGAAGGAGCCCUGUGGAUUUUCCUUCUGUUCCCCAGAGAGCUUUCAGGGUUUCUAGUGUUUGUCUCUUUGUCCACUGACGCCUAACUUCACCUAUAACAAAGUAUAGCUGCUGCGCUAGUUUUUUGACACAGUGGACAGAAGUUCAACAGUGACUAUAUCUCAGUCUCAUUAUUCUUAGCCAGGGGCUGCUGAAACUACCUUUUAAGCUCACUGGAGAUACUCCUGGAAGAAGCACAGCAAUGAACCAGAGUAAUCUUGGGGGUCUGUUUAUGGCUGUGUUUAUGGAGCUAUAGGAUGAUCAGGACCUACAGUGCAGAGGCACACAGUGCUGUGCUCAAGUGAAAUUUUUAAAAAUUGCUGAAAAUACUGAAGACAGCAUAACUUUGUAAAGGCAGACAGCCUUGAAGCAGAAAAGAUUGGCAUUUACUCUAGUUGGACAGGGCUGGUUAUCAUGGAAUAUUAUGAAAUUAAGCUAAUUUUGUAUUUAUGCAAUAAUGUAAUUGUUGGAAUGUAUUAAGUUCCAGAACUCACAACAAUAGCAGCGAGGCAGACAACUCUGUUAAUUGUUCAUGAUUUCUCCUGAGCUAUUUUCAUAUAAGAAAAAUUAAUACAAAGUAAGAGCCAUGCUGAUGUGGAACAUUUAACUUACAUUUAUUCCUCAAAAUGUGUUACUUGUUCUAUAAUUUGCACUUUUUAGCAGUUCUUCAUUUAUACAUUCGACAUUCCCAAGCACUCAUGUGAAGUGUUUUGUAAAUGUAUAUAUGUGUACAACAUUGCAAACAUAGCUUGAAAAUCACAAAUUAGAACCAAAUAUCCUAAAAUAAGAUGUUACAUUUUAA